Molecule: messenger RNA, 2892 nt
Organism: Kickxella alabastrina
Lineage: Eukaryota; Fungi; Kickxellomycota; Kickxellomycetes; Kickxellales; Kickxellaceae
Product: Piwi domain-containing protein
Exons: 1
Coding region: 166-2847 (893 amino acids)
Molecular function (GO): protein binding; nucleic acid binding
Source: RefSeq, a predicted model, not a curated record
CUGGUGAUAAUAUUGAACUAAACCCACAAGAUCACAAAACCAUUGGUUCAAUCGUUUGUGCCUAAAAUAUCUUGACCAAUAUUUUCCAGUUUUUUUUAAAAAAUUUUGUUUAAUCCUUUUUAUUUUAUUUUCCAUUAUUACUUUCCACUAAAGAAAAUAAACACGAUGGAGUCACACGAUGAAUCUACGGUAUACCCUCAGCAACCCGCCGAUAUUCACACAGGCGAUACAACAGUGCUGACCAACCACGCAAUACUGGAGCUCACCAGCAAGCAUAUCCACGUAUACAAAGUAGAAAUAACAAACCUCGACGCCAAAUCCAACCAAACAACAAAUGACACAGGAACGGAUAAUCGGCAAGUUAAGGAGACAGAUCUUCGGCAGGAUAUUUUCAAAAAGGCGUUUAAGGACACUCUGCUGGUUUUUGACUCGAGCGAUUAUGCAUAUUCAUCCAAAAACCUGCACAAAAAAUGGCCGACCAUCAUGGAAAACAAAAACAGCAGCACGGCAGAACUCGCACGUACGGCUACGCAUGACGGGCAUGAUUUCCGAGUAAUUCUUCGGCACUUGCGCACAUACGAGCGCAAAGUGCUCCUGCAACACUGCCAGCAAGCCAACAGCAACACCAAGGGAAAGAAGGGGGACGAGGUUGUUGGAGACGGGUAUAUCCAAGGGAUGCUUUUUGCCUUGGACAGUAUAGUGCGCAGCAGCCUGCGUGUAUUCGAGGACCUGGACGGCCACCAGGUGGAUCCAUCCAACAGUAUAGCAACUGACCGCGGGUUCGAUAUCUGGUGGAUACACCGGUUGACUGUGCGCCCCGGGUGCAACCACCUUUACCUCAAUAUCAGCACCAGGGGCGCGCCUAUCAGCAACCAACCGGACCUCUACGCGCUUGCCCAGCAGCUCCUCGGAUCCGCCCAGGACCUCACCCAGCAGCGUGGGGGGUGGUGGCCAGGGUUUGAGCUAACAAUUCGUGGUCUCCGUGUGCUCACUCCCGAAGCUACCCAACCAGUACAAGUACGUUCGCUUACCCGGAACACCAUGCAUAGCUGCACUAUCAACGGGGAAUCACUCGCAGAGCAUUACCAGAAGACAUACGGGUUGGACGCGGGGAAUCCCGGAAUUCCCUGUGUGGUCACGGCAUCAGGCGCCACGGUACCGUUGGUGCACUGUCGGUUGGCGCAUAGACAGCGGCUUGGUGUCUUGGAGGGCGGCGCACUGCGGGCAAUUAUGGGGGCAACAGUGAUGCCGCCCCAGUGGCGCGUCCAGGUGUUGCGCGCGGUGCUCCUAAAACUGGGUGACAAGGCGCAGAAUCAAGGGUUAUCGAGGGUCGCCGAUAUGGGGAUUAAAAUCCACACGGAGCCGGCGCACUUUCCGGCCACGCAGCUCCAGGAACCAAAGCUUUUGGCGCAGAAUAGUCGGCCAGUGCGAAUCCAGGGCAGUGGUCGAAGCUGGACACUCGGCCCACAGCAGCAGCAGCAGCAGCAGCAAAAGGGAGGAAAGGAUGGGGGUGCCUUGGGGGUGUACACUGGCGGGCAGCUGUACUCCUGGGCGGUACUCUUGCUGGCACCGCAGGUGGCGCAGGCGCAGGCACAGCAGCUCGUUGCGCAGCUUACCAAGGUAUGUGCGGAGCUCGGGAUUGCCGUGCAUAAUCCCAGGCCGCCGAUCCACCGGUGCGCGCCACAAGCCAACCUGGCACAAGCCAUGCAACAGGCCAUCAGCCUAGCAGCAACCACGGCUGGAGGCAAAGUGCCUUGUCAGUUGCUCCUCUGUGUGCUGCCGUCGACGUCGACGGCGCUUUAUGGCGAAGUCAAGCGGCUGGCAUAUACACAGCUGGGCGUGCAGACUCAGUGUCUGCAGGCUAGCCACUUGUUGCGUGCGCAUACGCCGCGGCUACUCGGGAUGCUCGCGCUCAAGAUUAACUUGAAACUAGGCGGUACCACCACGCGUCUGGACACACCGCUUCUUUCCGAUCAGCCCAAUAGCGUACCAACGAUGAUUAUCUCUGCGGAUGUCAGCCAUACGACAGAGGCAGGUGGCAUGUCGGUGGCCGCCGUGGUGGCCUCAAUGGACCUUUGUGCUGGCGGUGGCCGGUUCCAUGGUACUGUAUUGCAGCAGCCGGAGAAGCUCGAAUAUAUAGAGAAUUUCGACACGGUGAUGCGCCACGCCCUGCGUGUUUUUUACCGCGAGACUGGUGGGCGGAAACCAGAGAGGAUUAUUUAUUAUCGCGAUGGCGUUAAUGAUAAGCAAAUGGCUGUGGUGAAGCAGCUGGAGCUGCAGGCUAUGUACCGCGGCUGCGCCCUGGUGGAUCCGCAGUACCGCCCGCAGAUCACGCUGAUUUUGGCGCGCAAACGGCACCACGCGCGCUUCCUACCAGGUGGUGACAGCGAGGCAGAGGAGGCUGGCGAUGAGGCUGGCGGCGCGAGGGUGCUGGCCAAUUGCCCGCCAGGCACCGUGGUCACCGCUGGAGUCUGCCAUCCGGGCAUCUUCAGCUUCUUUCUUUUGUCGCACCAGUCCGUGCACGGCGUCAGCAAGCCGACAUACUACGUGGUGGCGCACGAUGACAGUCAGCUGGAGCCCGAGGCGUUGCGCACGCUGACGUACCACUUGAGCUACGCGUACGGCAUUACGACGCGCCCGGUAACGAUGCCGGCUUCGCUGUACUAUGCGCACAGGCUGACUGGAAAGGGCCGCCUGCAGCUUAACCACGCGUUUGACGAGCUGCCGCGGUUUAAUCGGGCAUCGGGAGCGGGCUCGGCCAAGGCCUUGAAGCGGCAGCAGGCGAAGAGAGAGUACUAUUUGGUCAAGGUGCACGAGAACCUGCGCAACACAAUGUAUUUCAUGUGAGCAAAUUAGAAAUAAAACAAUUAAAUCAACUUAAUCCAUUUGGUA